Molecule: messenger RNA, 2289 nt
Organism: Talaromyces marneffei
Lineage: Eukaryota; Fungi; Ascomycota; Eurotiomycetes; Eurotiales; Trichocomaceae
Exons: 1
Coding region: 1-2289 (762 amino acids)
Source: RefSeq, a predicted model, not a curated record
AUGGAGCAAACACGAGUCGAUCCUGAGACCGCUGUCGAGAAUUUCGAAAUCAAAUCCAACAAUGGCAAAGACCUCAUGUCAGCCUUUGCGACGCCCGACAUUCCACCAGACAUGUCCGACGUUCCUCAACACGAGACGUCUAUAAACGAUACACAAGACGCAAUGGAAGGGCACUCAGAAUCUUCUACAUCUUCGUCUCGGCGACAAUCAGAAGAGGAAGGAUAUUAUCUACACGUUGAAGAAGAUGGCGACGCAGGCGCCAAGUCCGCAUCCAGUCGAUCCUCGCUUUCAUCAAUUCCCGACUCUGUCAUCCAUCAUGAAAAAGAACGAUCCAUAUAUAGUCGGGACAGUAUUGGCGAAAUAUAUGAAGAGCAUGAAGAGCACAGCGCCUACGGCAACCCAGUAUACCAGAAAAUCCGCGAUCGCAAUUCACCCUUUCGGCACCCCAGCUCGGUAAAAGCCAUCCAGAUGCAAACAGAGGACGAAGAAGAUGAGGAUGUCAUGUCGCCAUCAAGACGCAAAGCGAUGUUUCGUGGUUCUCCCGCUUCGGUGAGGUCGCUUGGUUCACCGCUUCUCAGACGGCAUGGGUACCACUCGGCCGGGAAUACGCCAAGAAGGUCCUUGCCCAUCAAGAGGGAGAAUCCGCUUGUGUUGUUGCAUUGCAAUAUUCUCCAGCCGACUGUUGUGCUUGGGCCUGGGGUGAGUUUGCCGGACAGACAAAUUCUGGAAAAGGUUCUACCACCACAGUAUGCGCGACGAUGGGAAUUGUUGGAAGAAAAUAUUUCAGGUUCCGGCUUGUUGCGUGAUCGUGGAUUGCUUAUUCAGCAUCCGCAAGAAGAUUAUGGACUGUUAGAGGAGCGACUGCUAGAAAGCUUGGAACUGGAAAAACCGAGACUGGAGAACGGCCAUUAUAAUAACCACAAAGCAAGCGAAUCUGAAAACGAAACUGGCGAGGAGGAACCAGAUCACCCAAACCAACAGGACAAAGGCGGCUGUGUGGAUUGCGGCUGUCACAUGAAUCAUCGAGAUGAUCGGAGGAAGUGGGACGUCAAGUUUUAUGCGGCAAAUGGUUUGAUGAAGGAAGGCGCCUGGACAGCUGCAUGGAAGGAGAUUGAGCGCGUGGAUGUGCAAGUUAGCCUUUGGCUGCCCUAUGAGGUCAAGUCUGAGGUUGAGAAGAAAAUCAAAGCCGAGAUUCUUGUGGCAGAGGAACUGAAAAGAAUCAAAGAAGCGGAAGCGAUGGUGAAUGAGCCACAGCCCAGCAGUCAGAUCAAAAUUUCUCAGGAUGAGAUUGAUGGUUUGGAUGAUGGACUACGUAGCACUACCAAGAACGUUGCAACGCAAGUGACGCAUACAACAGAACAUGGCAUCCCAACCUUUGAGCGUGCAAGAACUCGCAAACGCAACGCAGACCCCGACCUAUACACCCUCAUCAUCAACUCUAUUCGCGUCCUAGCAAGCGAUCGAAGAAACAUCAUAACGGCAAUCAGCAUGCUCAUCGCCGUCCUCACAAUCAUUUUCGGCGGCCGUUCAGCCAAGCGAACCCAAUACGGAUACGAUAUGGCCCAGUUCGGGGAUUUCCCAGCAGUUAGUACUCAGGUCUACCAAACCAGUUCUGCACCAGUCCUGACCCAACCCUCGGCAGAAAUCCCUAUUUAUGAAAGUAAGAGCCGCGUGGAGAGAGCUGGUGAGGUUCAACGAAUGGUUGAAGGGGUAUUAGGCGUGAUGAAGCCGGAUCUGGUGCAGCCAGUUGUAUCGCGACGCGAGGCUAAAACAGUCAUUGAGCUGGUGGAACAGAAGACGAUUGAAAUUCCGGUCGAGCCAAAAGCCGAGGCAAUUGCAACCAUCAUCCGAGAUGCCGUCGAUAGUGCUCCUACCAACAAACCAGAUGAGUCAAACCCUGGCUCUUUUGAGGCAGAAGUCAAUCAUACUGUGGUUCAAAAGAAUGAAUCUGAUACCCAAAAAGACGACGAUGUUACUACUGAGGAAGGUAACGCGACUGACACUCAAAUUGAUGAUGCUGUUGUCGAACAAAACGGAGAACGUGCCAUCCCUCAAGAUACUUCCCAUGUCGUUUAUCAAGAAAACGACUCUGUCCCCGCCAAAGAUGAUGGCGUUGCUAUUAGCCAAACCGAGAAUCCCAUCACUCGGGAUCCUGAACCUGUCAUUUCUACAGAAAAUGCCUCUGCCGCCACCCAAGACGAUGAUUUUAUGACCAUUCAAGACGAUGAGCCUGCCAUUGCCGAAGACGGCCCUUCGACCCCUGAACUUGACAUCAACGAAACCGCCUAA